AUGCAUGCCUUCCCAAGGGAGUGCUUUGGAGGUGACUGGAGUGAUAUUCAGCAGGGAGGACAGUCCCAAUUUUUAACAAUAUGUCGAGACUUAUCCGAGGGCUACGCGGAGCCCAAGGGCUUGGACGGUGCUGUGAGGGCCGACGGCUCAGUGACCCUUGUUUUGCCCCAAGCCUGGGGCCCAGCGUGUAGCCAGCGAGAGCCCCAGCGCGGGGGCGGCGGCGCAAAGAUUGCCCUGGAGGAGGUGGCCCGUGGCCCCAUCCUCGUGGACACCGGGGGGCCCUGGGCUCGGGAGGCGCUGCUAGGGGCCCUAGCGAGGCAAGGGGUGUCCCCGGGAGAUGUAACUUUGGUGGUGGGGACCCACGGGCACUCGGACCACAUCGGGAACUUAGGUUUGUUUCCGGGCGCGGCAUUGCUUGUCUCGCACGACUUCUGCCUCCCUGGGGGUCUCUACCUGCCCCACGCGCUGGAUGAGGAACGGCCUUUGCAGCUGGGGCCCGGGCUCGAAGUGUGGGCCACACCGGGCCACGGGGGCCAGCGGGACGUGAGCGUGGUAGUAGCGGGCACGACUCGGGGCACCGUGGUGAUAGCGGGCGAUGUGUUUGAGCGCGAUGGGGAUGAGGAUUCGUGGCAGGCGCUGAGUGAAGACCCGGUGGCCCAGGAGCGGAGCAGGAAGAGAGUCCUAGACGCCGCCGACAUAGUUGUGCCUGGUCACGGAGCCCCUUUUCUGGUGUUAAGGGAAGUCGCGCAGCUGGCAGCAGCCAGUGAUCCCAGACAAGGACUGAUUGGUCCCGAGAGGGACUGA
This is a messenger RNA of Otolemur garnettii (small-eared galago), 804 nucleotides long. RefSeq names its product metallo-beta-lactamase domain-containing protein 1-like. Bases 1 to 804 code for a protein of 267 amino acids. The record is from RefSeq and is a predicted model, not a curated record. The transcript is spliced from 2 exons. Lineage: Eukaryota; Metazoa; Chordata; Mammalia; Primates; Galagidae.